Blepharisma stoltei is the source of this 459-nucleotide messenger RNA. Lineage: Eukaryota; Ciliophora; Heterotrichea; Heterotrichida; Blepharismidae. The record is from the annotation of a GenBank genome assembly.
AUGUUGGACACCUUGAUGAUAUUUUUAUAGUAAAUCCCAAAUAGUUUUAUUGCAGCUGACUUUUAUCCAGCAUACUCAUCACUGAAAGCUUAUAAAGAAACAGAAGCUACAGGCUCACUUGAUUUCUGGCAUAAGUUUUGGAUAGUUCGGUCUUUGCUUUUAUUGUUUGAGUACUUGUUCGAAUCGCUGCUUUUAAAAAUCCCUGCAUUUUAUAUCGGAAGAUUUGCACUUUUUGUAUUUUUGAGUGUUUUUGGAGGAGCUGGGCUAAUAUAUGAUUCUUGCUUAGGCCCAUUCUUGGAAACUUAUCAAGAAAGCAUAGACAAAGGGAUAGCGUUUAUAUUUGACCUAGGAUCUACGUCAUUUAGAAAAGUCUUAGGAUCGAUUAGAGACUUGCUUUUACAUCAAUUUCGUGAGUUUAUAAAUCUAACCCUAUCGAAAAAAGCUAACCAAAAUAACUAA